This is a messenger RNA of Mesocestoides corti, 429 nucleotides long. NCBI's taxonomy places the organism in Eukaryota, Metazoa, Platyhelminthes, Cestoda, Cyclophyllidea, Mesocestoididae. The record is from the annotation of a GenBank genome assembly.
CCAGAGAUUCUCGAGGACUUCGGUGAUGAGACGUACACCCACAAGGUGGACAUCUACGCCCUCGGAAUCCUCAUGGCGAAUAUCAUCAAGCUCCAGCCACCCUACCACGGCUUCACGAGUCUCCGUUUCCAGCUGAAUCAAUACAUCCUGUCCGGAGGCAGACCGGCCAUCCCACCGGAGGACAAUCCAACCCUUGAACUGAGAGCAGUUCUGUGUGGUUGCGAUCUGAGAUGGAACUCGCCAUUGUCCCCAUCCGUCUCAUCCAAGUGGUCAAUGAAGCCCCUUUGUUACCCCAACCACGCCGAAAAGCUGCUCUUGCGCAUCUCCGAGAAUUCUCCUAAUGAAAGUAAACGAAUUCACGCCAAUCAGUCGGGUGUACUCACUUCCACCUGCUGCGCCCGUUGGACAUCGCACUCUCAGAGCACAUGA